UUCCUGCUGUCUCCUGACCCAACGCUAUGGGGCUCUGCCGCGCGCGCAGACGUUCCAGAAGACGAUGACUACCUGCAUAAUCCAGAUCCGAGGCGAGACAAGAAUAUCGACUCAAUGGGGACUAUAUUCACUGCGCGAGGGCUCGCUAAUAUUGGAUGCCUGGCGAUCGUUUUCGUUGGUCUUCUGGGUCUUUUUGCCGGAUAUCCAAUAACUUCAUGGGCAGUGGAGAAAUUUGGGACAAAAUCAACAGUAGCCACAACAAAUGUCUCAAGUAUCACCAAUUUCCCCUCCCUAAUCGAUUCCGAAACCCCUGACUGGGCAUUAACCCGCACCUCCUUCACCGAUGGCGAGACCGAAUACACCCUCGUCUUCUCCGACGAGUUCAACACCGACGGCCGGACGUUCUACCCAGGCGACGACCCAUACUGGACCGCCGUCGACCUGCACUACUGGCAAACCGACGAUCUCGAGUGGUACGACCCUGCCGCGGUCACCACAGCGAACGGUUCGCUGCAGCUCACACUUUCGAAGAAGAGCACGCACGGGUUGGAUUAUGAGGGAGGGAUGGUGCAGACGUGGAAUAAGUUCUGUUUUACCGGCGGGAUCGUGGAGACGAGUGUGGUGCUACCGGGGAUCAACAAUGUCAUGGGGCUGUGGCCUGCUGUUUGGACCAUGGGGAACUUGGGAAGGGCAGGAUACGGCGCUACUUUGGAUGGCAUGUGGCCCUAUACCUACGACGCCUGCGACGUUGGCACGGUUGCGAAUCAGACCAAAGACGGUCUUCCCACAGCGGCUACAAUCAACGGCGAUUCCUCAUACGACGGUGUACUUUCCUACCUCGGCGGACAACGUCUCUCACGGUGUACAUGUUCGGGUGAGUCGCAUCCGGGGCCUAUGCACGAUGACGGGACAUACGUUGGGAGAUCGGCUCCGGAAAUCGAUAUGUUCGAGGCGCAAAUCACCGACGACCUCGGCUACGUAUCGCAAUCAGGACAGUUUGGCCCGUUCAACUACGAGUAUCAAUGGAAUGACACCGACGGAAACUAUAACAUUCCGAACACUACCGCCACAAUCAUGAACACCUAUCUUGGUGGUGUCUACCAGCAGGCCGUGUCGGGCGUGACGCUGGUGGACCAGGAUUGUUAUCAGCUCGCGACCGGUUGCUUUUCCGUGUACGCCGUAGAGUACGAGCCUGGAUUUGACGACGCUUACAUCACUUGGGUCGCACAAAACACGACAGCAUGGACAGUUUACGCCGAUGGCGUCGGUGCGGACGACACAGUCGAGAUCAGUGCACGUCCUAUACCUCAAGAGCCGAUGUACAUCCUCGCCAAUUUGGGAAUAUCGACCUCGUUCACGACAAUUGACUACGACGAUCUGACAUUCCCAGCCAUCAUGCAACUGGACUACAUCAGGGUUUACCAGCGAACAGACUCGAUUAAUAUCGGUUGCGAUCCUUCAGACUUCCCGACAGCAGAUUAUAUCAACACGUACGCUGAAGCAUAUGCGAAUCCGAACCUAACAACCUGGGUGGAUGACUAUGGACAGGACCAACCAAAGAACUCGUUCCUCGAUGAGUGUUAAUCGCCAAAUCAGCCGGUCCUUCGACUAUAUUCGCAAAACAUGCGAGCAUCUGGACAAUCACCCUGUUCAUACUCGAGUCAGCCUCCAGAUUGCAGAGCACCUUCUUGUAGUAUCCCUUUCGCGUGGAUAUUCCAGAUACGGUUUGACCUGCCGGUCUUGUGAAUCCCAUCUGGUCCAUGCAGUACCAUAGCCCUCUUUCCUCAUCCCCUUGCAAACGUCUUGCGGGCAGGUGCGCUGGUCGAACUUCUAUACCUUUUCUCCACCCUUACACCACUACGCAUUCAUACGGAGCUCCUCGUCAACGGCAGACGACGAUCGGUUUCGCUUGGACCUUCAAAAACCGUGACUUCCUCUUUUUCUCGAGUUACUCGUACAUACCCACUUGGCAUGGGCGUCAUUCUUCUUUGCCCUUCGCCUCACUUCUCUGUCCUCAUCGCCAUUUUACGCUGUGCUUCUAUCAUU
This is a messenger RNA of Stereum hirsutum FP-91666 SS1, 2046 nucleotides long. RefSeq names its product glycoside hydrolase family 16 protein. The transcript has 10 exons. Gene Ontology annotation, cellular component: endoplasmic reticulum membrane; plasma membrane. The record is from RefSeq and is a predicted model, not a curated record. Lineage: Eukaryota; Fungi; Basidiomycota; Agaricomycetes; Russulales; Stereaceae. Gene Ontology annotation, molecular function: glucosidase activity. The coding region runs from base 115 to 1584 and encodes 489 amino acids. Gene Ontology annotation, biological process: fungal-type cell wall organization; (1->6)-beta-D-glucan biosynthetic process.